AUGCUGCCCAAUUCGCCGACGGGUGUUCACGCCAGGCAGAGGCAACACCGCCGCCAGAAUUCGACACCCUCUGCUCUCGAAGGCGUGAAUAUCUCGCCGCUGUCAAACGCCAACAACAGACGACAAGCCGCUGCCCACCGGCGCGGCCUCAGUCUCGACAUGAGACGACACCAGACGACACCACAGACAGCACGGCAGGACUUCAACCAGCAUCAUGUUCUGCCAGAAGCGCAGCAGCAACGCACCCAAGCACGCCCGGGCCCCAACCAGAUGCAGUACGCAUCCAUGGUAUCAAAUAGCAAUGAGAGUUUCUUGAUCUCGCCACAUGGUACUCCUCAGACCCAGAGGUUCGCUCCGUCGUCAUGUUUUGACACAAAUGCUGGCCGCUUCUCGUACCCGGCUCACGUCGACAUGAUGAUGCGGAAGAACCAAGAGAAUUACUACAACAACAUGGCCGAGAGCGCAAGUUUUGACCUCUUCUCCAAUAACAGCGCCCUCUCAACUCCCACCUUUAUCAACUUUCCAGACAGCCCUGCUGGCCAGGUUUGGCCCGCCGAUGACGCAAGUUCUCGACGGAAUUCGAGGCGGAUUAGCGACGGCAUCAUGGACCGUGUCAACAAGUUUGAGGGCAUGGGCAUUGAAGAGGCUCAAAGACCUACAACACCACCUAAUCAGAAUGGAACUAAUUACUACCCUCCCACACCGGUGGAAACUCCCCAAGGCCGUAUUUUCAAGCAAGAAGCCAGGCCAGGAAGAUUUUCUGAUGACUAUGACGAAUCAAUGGAAGAAACUAUCAAGCCCAACCGAAACAGCCGUUCUGGUCUCAGAACCCAGUCCGUCUUUGCACAUAUGAGACAGCAGGCCGAGCAAAAUGCUGGCUCGCUCAGCCCCCCAGUGACAAACAAAAUCUCCGAUGCCGAAUGCCUCAGUGGCCUCCAGAUGCAAAACUCAGACUACAUGAACAUGAAUGCUCUAAGACAAGAGUUUGUCAAGAUUGAGGACCAGAACGACGCAGCAAGACUUGAGCUCGACACCACCAACUCCCUAUCGGAUCUUUCUCAUCACACUUCUCCGGACACUCAAAAUCAUGGACAGUUUGUUGGCGCUGCCUUUGAGGGCAAACUCGACUUGCAGCACUUUGCUCGCUUGGACUCGGCUGCGCAGUCCAGAAAGUCUUCGCCUCAUCGUCGGACAGAGUCUGUGGCUUCCAUGGCCAGCGCCGCCAGCAUAGCUGACAUCAACAUUGACGAGACUCGCACUGAUACCGGCGUUACCCUGGAAGAGAUUUCUCAGUAUAUCCACAGUCCCGAAACCACGGACGGCAAGUGGAUGUGUCUCUUUGAAGACUGUGGCAAGAAGUUUGGGCGCAAGGAGAAUAUCAAGUCGCACGUCCAAACCCACCUCAAUGACCGACAGUACCAAUGCCCUACUUGCAAGAAGUGCUUUGUGCGCCAACACGAUCUCAAGAGACACGCCAAGAUCCAUACCGGCAUCAAGCCGUAUCCCUGUGAAUGCGGAAACAGCUUCGCGCGCCACGACGCCCUCACGAGACACCGGCAGCGAGGAAUGUGUAUCGGCGCUUUUGAUGGCGCUGUCCGUAAGUCAGCGAAGCGCGGCCGCCCUAGGAAACGCCCUGACCUGGAGACGAGGAGGGAGAAGUCUGCGAGAACAAGAAAGAAGAACAUGUCGAUUAGCUCCAUGUCGUCAUUUUCCGGCUACUCUGACAGCUCUGCCAUCAACUCGCCGGACAACGAGUAUAACAUGCUUGACGACAUGGUAGACUUGGAUAUUGUCAGUGCCAGAACCCACGGAAUGCCAUCCAUGUCAACGGCUCCUAUGCCUACGCUGAUACCUAGGGUGAUGAACCAAGACAUGGCCCAGUCCCCUUCAGUUGUCAGCGCACACUCUUAUGUGUCGCCAGAAGCCAUCAUGGACACGGCACCAUCGCACCCAGCAUCACCUGCAAAGAGCGGCGUCAGCCAUUACAAUACGCCGCCGCCGCCCGAGCUGUCUCAAUCGUCAUCGCCGCCACCAUGUCACUUCUUCGACUUGGCUCCCAACACGUCUUCUGGCGCCGAUCUGGCGGUCAUGUCAUCCACGAACAGCAUGAUGGGUUCUUCGGGCAUGAGCGGAACUCUGCCCAUGGGCAUGGGCGACCAGGACGACGACUUGCUGCUGCAGUUUAGCCAAGACGACAGUGGUCUUGUCCAGCUGGAUCGUGACUCAAACAUGCUCAUGCUGAGUAAGUUUGACGACGAGUUUGAGGCUGCGGUCAGCAUGUUCACCAACAACGACGACAUGUUCUUCAGCAACUCGUAA
Molecule: messenger RNA, 2319 nt
Organism: Metarhizium brunneum ARSEF 3297
Lineage: Eukaryota; Fungi; Ascomycota; Sordariomycetes; Hypocreales; Clavicipitaceae
Source: RefSeq, a predicted model, not a curated record